GCAGCCCGUGAACGUGAAACAAGUCAGCGUCGGUGCGAAUUUUACAGUCAGUUUUAGCAUUUCGCUUUAUUAAAUUCGGUGAUUUGGGCUCAUUUUGGAAAAAAACACGUGGUCAUUGACAUACUUUUACGUCGUAUUUAGUAUAGGGAGAUAUUAAUUGUUAAAAUUUUGCCUAUAAAUUUGGACUACACUUCUGGUUUGGCAAUCAAACUUUAUCAGACUUCUGCUGUAGCUGCAAUCAGUAACGGCAUCCCCCUGUCUAGUCGCACAUGUACACCAGAUGCCAAAUUAUCUGCUGCGUUUAUGAAUUGACCCUCGCUUUUUAAAAGAAAGGAACGACGUUGCUAGGCGGCAGGUUUGGAUUUUUAUGUGGCGGUCCACGUCUAUAUCCAUUUUGAAAAAAGUAUAGAACUAGUUCUAUAUUGAUUUGGACCAUAGCCUUCGGCAAACCACAUAGAAAAUGAAGGGAGGACAUUCACAGAGGCGCCGUUUCUCGCUCCAAGCUCUGUGCGUCGUGCAAUCUCCAACGAGCGAAGAGGAGCCACUGGGUAACACCAGCAGCCAUUGCCAUCAAACGGUUGACGAAAUGUCGUUGGAAGAAUCUGCAGGUCGAUGUGGAACACCAUCCAGUAGCCAUCGGCAAAGCCGACGGCGUCGCCCGCUUUCCACCGAGCCAGCCAUUUCAUCCGCCAGUAAAUCAUCCGCCGGAAAGAAUCUUGUGCCACCGGCUCCUUCGACUCCAGUCAAAUCUCAUUACAAGGUAGUGGUAAUGGGUUCGGCUCGGGCGGGCAAGACUUCGUUGGUCGGCCAGUUCCUCUACGCGGCUUACAGUCCUCGCUACCGACCCACCGUCGAGGACAUGCACACCGUCGAGCUCGAUUGUCAAGGACUGGAUCUCCGCUUGGACAUUCUGGACACGGGCGGCAGUUACGUCUUCCCAGCUAUGAGAUCUCUGGCCAUCAAAUCAGCCGACGGAUUCAUCCUAGUCUGCGCCUCUGAUGAUCCUUCGUCUCUAGAGGAAGCGGAACAUUGUCGAUCUCAAAUAUUGGAAGUCAAAGGCCCGGCUUGUCCGGUUGUCGUUGUAUUGAAUAAAACGGAUCUCAUCCGCUCCGGUUCCGUCUCUUCCGAACCACCCACCGAUGAAGAGAAGAAUGAAAAUCAAGCGAUUGGCGGAGGUGGAAGUCGUGCCGGAAGCGACGGUGGGAACUUCCUCUGUCAGGAGAUGGUGGAGUCGCUCGUCACUUGCGACUGGGGUCACGGAUUUGUUCCGGCUUCAGCCAAGAACAACAUCAACGUCGUCCAGGUGUUUCAAGAAUUAUUUAUUCAGGCCAAGUCGCGAAUUGCGUUGAGCCCAGCCGUCCGCAAACGACGCCAAUCGCUGCCCGCACGAACCCUCAUCCCUCCGGGAACGAGCGGCAGUCACCCUCAUCCUCAAUUGGGUCACCAUUUGUCGUUGCACGGAUCGAACGUAGCCGCCGCAGCCGCUGCAGCCGCCGCUACCGCCGCCGCCAAUGCAUCCGUCAGUUCAUCACCUACUGGCACCAGCAGCUUUGCCAAACGUAAUUCAUGUACCGUCUCAUAAAAUCAACGAUAAGCAAAUA
Molecule: messenger RNA, 1601 nt
Organism: Daphnia carinata
Lineage: Eukaryota; Metazoa; Arthropoda; Branchiopoda; Diplostraca; Daphniidae
Product: GTP-binding protein Rhes-like
Molecular function (GO): GTPase activity; GTP binding
Source: RefSeq, a predicted model, not a curated record